GUUGCCAAAUGUUGCAGGCUUUGUAUGACUUCAAAGCAACUUUGGCAAAAACUCUGAGUUUUCAUGAGAAGGAAUUAUUUAUUCUGUAUCCUACAAAUAAGAAGCAAAGACAGUGGUGGCAAGUUGUCAAUAGAAAGGGGCAAGUGGGCUUCAUACCAUCCAAUUACAUCAGUAAAAUUCAGGUUCCUCCUUCGCAAAUUCUGGAAUUUGUGUCUGCCUGUGAGAAAAUUCUAGCCGAGGAACGAAAAUCAUCAGGUGACAGUGCCUCACAUGACCGAAUAGAACUUGCUAAACAUUUGUCAAGCAUAAAGAAGCAGGCUGAGGAAACACAACAAACUUCAACUUCCUAUAAACAUGGACCUCCUCCGCCAGCUGACUUCUCUCCUGACAGAGGAAACUCUCCAGCAACAACCCCACAUUCUGUUCCUUGUGGUGCUGUUCCAGCAAUUGGAGGACCUGCAGCAAUGCUAAAAUUUGGCCAGAGCAAAUAUUCAGUCAGUGCAGGGAAUAAACAGACAAAAGUACCUAGUCCUGUUGUCCCCAGAAGGCACUCAUCAUUGGAUGAAUGCGGAAGACGCAGCCAACAAUCAAACAAUGCCUUUCAUGAAAAUGCAGCCAAUGGGGUUGCCAGCAGUGCUGACAGCCUUUCCACAAGUGUUUCUCAAUCUGACAGCAUUCUGGAAACUUGCUGGCCAUCAGUAGAUGGUGUUCAGGCCUACCAAAUUUUACAGGAGGUUCGGAAACAUACUUCUCUGAGCCAUGAUCACAGCCGCAUUGCAGUGAGCGUAGUUCUAUCAGAACUUCAAAGAAUUCUUGGCUCUGCCACUUGUCCUCCAGUUGAUAACCUUCUUAACUUGGUCUCACGAACUGUGCCAACUCCACAUGCAGUUCUUGAGUCUAGUCUUGAUUCACGCAGACUGCAUCUAGCAUUGUCUGAGCUAACUAAAUGCAAAGAUGACCAGCAGCAAAGGAGUUGGGCAUUAUACGAAGAUCAGUCCAUCAUCAGUGAAUAUCUGGAGGAAAUAGCUUCCAUUUUGACCAAUGCUGAUCCAAACAUUUGCCGCCAUGUUUUGUCCAUUGAUCAAUAUCAAUAUGUGGUAAACAUUGCUCUGUAUUAUCAAAUGGAAACCAGGUGGGAGCUAAGAUCACGAGUUCUGAAGGUGCUGCAAGUUAUGUGUGUGCUUGAUGGUCAUAUUGUAUCAAUUUUGUUGGCUUCUGUUCUUCCAAUGGAGCUAGCGAGAGAUAUGCGCAGCAGUGCUUGUAAUAAUGCACGUCUUGUUCAAUCUGCUUCUUUAUUGACGACAAUCUAUAGCAUGGGUGAGGCAAUGCCUGUUCCCCAUCUUGAACAUGUUGGACGUGACUUCCUAUCAUUUUUAUUUGCUAUUCUGGAGGGUGAAAAUGUCAAAGAAAUGGAACAAAGUAUACGUGGGGAGUCAGCAGCAGACUUGCUUUUGGCCAAUCGGAGAUACAGUAUGGAGCAAGUUAGUGAGGCAUUCUUCAAGCUUAUUCUUGCAUACAACCUACAGUGGCGCCCUGGCACAAAUCAUGAAAAUCUUCCAAAUGAGACUAUAGAGGCUUUAUCUCAAAGGUCAACUGCAAAACUGUUCUUGGAAAAGCUACUGUUACUUGUAAACCGUGAAGAUGAUCCUGUGCGUACACUUGACCACUUACCAGUUCCUCCCCAUGCUGUUUUGAAGAUGAUUAUUGAUGUCUUACUUAAGCCUGAAACUGCAGCACUUCUUUAUACCAAUGAUACUCGCGUACUUCUUGAUAUUUCUCUCAGGCGACUUGCUGAUCUUCCACCUGGUGACCAGAGACGACGAGUUUAUCUUGAGAUGUGUCGCUUAGUUCUCCGUAAUACACCAUAUUCUGAACAUGAGCACCGCCGAGAAGAUUUGCUAAAGUGCUUCACGCGUAUCUUUUGCGAAGAAACUGAAGCUAGCCACCCAGAUCAGAUGUUGGUAAGAGAAAUUUCAAAUGAGUUUCCUAACUACUUUAAACGCUGAACUACAUUUCCAAACGAGAAAUGGCACAAGUCUAAUAAUGGAGUGGAAUUCUUUAAUCCUUCAAUCAAAUUAUACUCAUGUUCUUUCAUGAACUGUGUUUUCCUAGUCAGUGUUGUUUGAGGAAUUAUUUAUCUGCCACCCAUUAAAUUUUAUCAAAAUUCAUAGUGGCUCGUAACACA
Molecule: messenger RNA, 2185 nt
Organism: Frankliniella occidentalis (western flower thrips)
Lineage: Eukaryota; Metazoa; Arthropoda; Insecta; Thysanoptera; Thripidae
Product: NCK-interacting protein with SH3 domain
Exons: 9
Coding region: 9-2006 (665 amino acids)
Biological process (GO): endocytosis
Molecular function (GO): Arp2/3 complex binding; protein binding
Source: RefSeq, a predicted model, not a curated record